AUGAAAUCCGCCAUUGCCAUGCCUUUGAGCACCAUCCUGUUGCUGUUCACCAUCCCGGAUCGGAACGGCGCCAAAAGACCUGAUCCCAAAAUCGAAAAACCCUUCUUAAAUUUUAUGCCAGGUGAUUACUACUGGGUUUGUCCAUGGUAUCUAAGCCAAAUGCUUUGCCUACACCCAAUUACCAGCAAACGCUCAGUGCCCCAUGAUUUCAGGGAAAACCAGGGUCUAGAGCACAAUCCACUUUUUUUCUGCCAAAGAGGGUACAUGGGGCUUUGUUGUGGCAUGCCGUACAUCAACCCCGAUUGGAAGCUUAUCAACAGAGCUAUUGGAUUUCAAUUAUUGCCCAAGCCCAUUGAUGAGAAUGUUAUCGUCGAGUUUAUCACCAACGUCUUGGAAGACUGGAAACUCAUUAACAAGUGUGAAUCAAUCACGACUGAAAGCUCAAUCUUGAACAAUCGUGCUCCAGGCAAGAAGAAGAAAUUACCGCCCAAGAAAAACUUCUCAUGA
Molecule: messenger RNA, 507 nt
Organism: Puccinia triticina
Lineage: Eukaryota; Fungi; Basidiomycota; Pucciniomycetes; Pucciniales; Pucciniaceae
Exons: 4
Coding region: 1-507 (168 amino acids)
Source: RefSeq, a predicted model, not a curated record